UGUCAAAUUGAAUACGAGACACAAAUAAAACGUCACAGUGACUCAAUAGUUGAAGCGAAAUCGAAAAUAUAUAUAUGUAUCUCAUUUCAAUUAUCAAUUUUAUGUGCAAAAUUAAUGUGUGAACAGUUAAUUAUGCAUUUUGGAGAUUGAAAAACCAACAUUUUAAAUUGUUACACGUUCAUUAAAUGGUGGAGAUUCUAAGUUGAAAGGAGGUGCUAAUUAUUGCUGGCAGCAGAAAAUAGAAGAUUUUAGAAAUAAACAUAACAAAUUAAAGCAAUGAAAAUGAAAUCGGGAUUUCGAUUUCACACACAAUGGGACCCGUUGCUGUUAAUUGCACAGAUUAUAGCCGUUCAAUCAGUUCUGUACGUGAGUUUGGGUUUCAUUAUGGCAAUUAUGGAUGUUUUUGUUGGUGCGAAUCAUACUCUGGAUCAUCUCUUUCAAUACCAUGAAAUUCACGUCACCGAUUCAGGUGGUAGGUCGGUCAUCUUGUCAUUCGUGGUGAUUGCUUUUAUCGGUGCAUUAGUGUUACGAUUUAUAGUUGGUCGUACGAAACUAUGUUUAGACUUCACAUGUACAUAUCAUUUGAUUCAUUUGAUUAUUUGCUGGAUGUACAACGGUGCAUUUCCGUCAACAUUUUCAUGGUGGUUCUUGAAUGCAGUUUGUGCAACAGUCAUGUGUGUGGGCGGUGAAUUUCUCUGCCUUCGCAUUGAACUGAAGGAAAUUCCGGUCGGUUAUACACCGCUCGAUACAAAGGCUGACUUAUGAGAAGACACUCUUCCAAUGUGAUUUCAAGGCAAAUUGCAUCAGCAAAUCAACACAGAGACAAACGCUCACACGCAGAAAUAAAAAAUUAUGAGAAUCGUAUCUUUAGGGAUUAAACGUGAUAAUUUAUUGUUUAAAAAGAACUUUUUAGUCAAUAAGAUGUAACAUAACGAAUGAAAUAAAAUAUUUUCAUUACACACACUCACUUUCAUGAAGAAAA
Contarinia nasturtii (swede midge) is the source of this 982-nucleotide messenger RNA. RefSeq names its product protein SYS1 homolog (gene Sys1). Gene Ontology annotation, biological process: Golgi to plasma membrane protein transport; protein localization to Golgi apparatus; Golgi to endosome transport. The coding region runs from base 277 to 765 and encodes 162 amino acids. The record is from RefSeq and is a predicted model, not a curated record. The transcript has 2 exons. Gene Ontology annotation, cellular component: trans-Golgi network; Golgi membrane. Lineage: Eukaryota; Metazoa; Arthropoda; Insecta; Diptera; Cecidomyiidae.